Molecule: messenger RNA, 1296 nt
Organism: Nannospalax galili (Upper Galilee mountains blind mole rat)
Lineage: Eukaryota; Metazoa; Chordata; Mammalia; Rodentia; Spalacidae
Gene: Syt8
Product: synaptotagmin 8
Exons: 9
Coding region: 1-1296 (431 amino acids)
Biological process (GO): calcium ion-regulated exocytosis of neurotransmitter; regulation of dopamine secretion; synaptic vesicle endocytosis
Cellular component (GO): synaptic vesicle membrane; dense core granule; axon
Molecular function (GO): clathrin binding; calcium-dependent phospholipid binding; calcium ion binding
Source: RefSeq, a predicted model, not a curated record
AUGCCCUAUACCCCCAGUUCCCUCCCACACAACCUUAUGGUCCAAGAUGUUCUUGGGCCUGGGGCCACAGUGAACAGAUCUACCUGUCAGACCACACUAUCGCCUCCAAACCAGGAGGACAGGAAGAUGGGGCCAGCCCCAGACCCUGGCAGCACCUCAGCCCCAACUGGCACCACUUCUGAGUCUGGCCUUAUUCCAGACAUCAUUGCUAGGAUCCCCUGGCCCCGAUGGGCGCUCGUUGCUGUUGCUGUAGUGGCCGGCAUCCUCCUGGUCUCCUGUCUGCUCUGCAUGGCCUGCUGCUGUUGUCGCCACCGUCACCAACGCCGCAGGAAGCAGCCCAAAGACAAGGAGGUGGUGGACCUGGGCAGCGCCCCUAGCAGCACCACCGCUCACCAGGUGCAGCCAGCUGUGGACAGCCUGGAGUCCUGUUCUGGGGGAUCCCGGCAGUGGGGACGCCUGCUGCUGUCACUGGGCUACGACUGUGGAAGCCAGGAGAUCAAGGUGGGCCUGAGGCAGGCCGUAGACCUGAAAGCCGAGGGCACGGCCGACCCCUAUGCCUGCGUCAGCAUCUCCUACCAGGCCGGGCAAAGGCAUGAGACAAAGGUGCACCGUGGGACGCUCAGUCCUGUGUUUGAGGAGACUUGCUGCUUCCCCAUCCCGCAGGCGGAACUACCCAAAGCCACCCUGCAGGUGCGACUACUGGACUUCAAGCGCUUCUCAGAGCACGAGCCUCUGGGGGAGCUGCAGCUACCGCUGGGCACCAUGGAUCCUCAGCACGUCCUGGAGAGCUGGUACCAGCUGGGUCCGCCAGCUACUGCUGAGCCCGAGACAGCUGGGGAGCUGUGCUUUUCCCUGCGGUACGUGCCCAGCUCGGGUCGCCUGACUGUGGUGGUGCUAGAGGCCCGGGGCCUGAGCCCGGGGCUGGCAGAGCCUUAUGUGAAAGUCCAACUCAUGCGGAACCAGAGAAAGUGGAAGAAAAGAAAAACAUCCUCGAAGAAGGGCGCAUCUGCCCCCUACUUCAACGAGGCCUUCACCUUCCUGGUUCCCUUCGGUCAGCUCCAGAGUGUGGACCUAGUGUUGGCUGUCUGGGUCCGUGGUCUGCGGCUACAGGCUGAGCCCGUGGGCAAGGUGCUGCUGGGUCCUCGGGCUUCAGGCCAGCCCCUGCAGCACUGGGCAGACAUGCUAGCCCAUGCCCGACGACCCAUCGCCCAGUGGCACCGCCUACGACCCCCCAGGGAAGUGGACCGUGCCCUGGCCCUUCAGCCCCGCCUGUGCCUGCCCAGGCCUCACUCUUGA